Molecule: messenger RNA, 3054 nt
Organism: Tribolium madens (black flour beetle)
Lineage: Eukaryota; Metazoa; Arthropoda; Insecta; Coleoptera; Tenebrionidae
Exons: 8
Coding region: 142-2970 (942 amino acids)
Cellular component (GO): plasma membrane
Molecular function (GO): protein binding
Source: RefSeq, a predicted model, not a curated record
CUGCCCGGCACCUCAAUGUUUACAGUCUUAAUCGGUUUAUUGCCGUAUUUUAUUGUUUUAUCGACGCUUCGACGAUGCCGUCGACGCCUCUAAACACCCUCUAGGAGUUUCGAUGAUGCGUAAACAUCACCCGGAAUCAUAAUGUUUUGGGAAGUUGCGACCACGUUGAUGUUGGUCGCUUGUACACAACAGUGCAAAAGGACCGAAUUUAGAUGCAAUAAUGGCAAUUGCAUCGCGAGCAAUAAAUUCUGUAAUGGCUUGCAAGACUGUACCGACGGCAGCGACGAAUUACCCUACUGCACGCCUUGCAACGCCACUUAUUUCGGCGAAAUCGGCCGCACUUACGAGUUGGAAGUGAAGAGGCCUACCGAAUACCAAAUGCCCUUUUUGUGUUAUCUCAAUUUCACAGCUGGUGGCGGCGUGUUGGGCGAACUCGUUCAGCUUACUUUUGAAUCGUUUGCUGUUGGAACGUUUGAGUCGUUCACCACCGAGGGAUGCCCUGAUGGAUUUAUUUCAAUUAAAGAAGGAAAUCGACCGACUUCAGGUGGCAAAUGGUGUGGAAGCGCCUGGGGUUAUACAGUGUACUACAGCGAAACCCCCAGUGUAAAUCUUUCGCUGAGACUCGAACGGUUCCCUCAACAGCAGAGCUCAGGCUACACCUUCGAGUUCAAAUUAUCGUACAAAUUCCUGAAACUAAGCGACGCCCGUAUCCGCUACGGCAAUGCAACGCAACGUUCUUACCGCGGCAAAUUAAGCACAGGAACCUACUGCGACCGACUAUUGGAAGGCUGCUCACGUCGGCCGUGUCGCAUCCAAUCCCCUAAUUAUCCGGGGAUUUACCCUCGGAACGUCAGCUGUCAUUAUCGAGUCCGGGAACGCAAUGUUCCUCCCGGAAAACACGCUCUUAUCGCAGUCCGACAACCGAAUUUCCACUACAAGGAACAUUUACCCAAGUUUGAUAACAGUGACAGAGUUUUGAGGAUAUGGGAUCAGUGUAAUAUGAUGCAAGAUUAUAUCGAAAUUUUGGACGGAUGGGGACCAACAGCUACAACGUUGGCACACCUGUGCAGCGGGGAGACAGUGCCGGAAAUUAUAAGCAGCGGACCGGAAUUGUUAGUCAAGUUUCACACCUCGCCAUUCGGAAACCCCUUCCACCCACUACCCCUAUCGUAUCUGCCCGGAUUCGAGCUCGAAAUUGAGGUCUUUUAUGUGAAUAAAGAAUCCCCGACGUACAUCGAGCACGGCAAAAAGUGUGAAUUCUUAGUAACGACAUUUGACAAUUCUUCCGGCCUACUAGAAAGCCCCCUACAUUCCCUUCCGCCGAAUACAACCUGUCACUACUAUUUCCGGGGGCACCCCAAAGAAAUCAUUUGGAUAAGUUUCAUCAAAUAUCACGUGACCAAUGAACGUUUAACCGAUUUCAAUACCGGCGAGUGUGACGUCCAAUUACAAAUAUGGGACGGCGACAUCAAGUCGUCUACGGUCCCUCUGAUUGGUCAGUUCUGCAAAGACGACAAACCCAAACUCUGUGACCACUCACUAUUAAAAAACUCGUCACGUUUGACUCGUCCUUGCGGAUUAUCAGAAAGCUACAUCUCGUCAGGCUCUGAUUUAACAAUUGCACAUUCAAUUAGAUAUGGCAGUGUUUUGUAUCCGGUCAGUUUUGUGCUCCGGUACGAGUUUGUCGAUUUAUCGCAAGAGGGCGUGCAGAUCUCCCGGAAUCCUUGUGACCGGAUGUUGAAAGAAGCAACCGGGAGGUUUUACUCGCCCAAAAUAACGUUUUUAUAUGGAAGAGGAGGCCAGGAGGACCUGACGUGCAGUUACCACUUCGAAUCAGAUGAACAACAAAGACUAAAAAUCACAUUUUUAAAGGCCGGUUUUGGGAGUAAGGAAUGUGUCUCGGUUUAUAACCCUGAGAUAGGGCGAUGGGUUUGCGGGAUAAAGUCCUACGGGAACGGGUUUGCUAAUUUGAAGAUUUAUGAAUAUCCCUGGUCCGGAGUGGAGAUCCUUAGGGAUUGUCUUUGUGGUAAUUUCUCCGAACCUUUGACGCUAAUUACGAAAACUGCCAGGAAAGUCGUGGUGAAAUUCACCGUAAAUGGGAUGAAAAUUACCGAGGAUUACAGGAAUUACUUCUUUGAGGCCAAUUAUGAAUUUGUAUCGAGUCAGAGCGACGGCAAUUGUUUAAAUCCGUGGAAAAGUCGGCGCUUGAAAGGCUCCAGUGGGGAAAUUUCUGUGCGGAACAACGCCCAAACUUUGAAACAAAACGAACAGAGCUACCAACAGAAUCAAUCAAACGCGUACUGUCUGCACCAACCGUGGCUCAUCGAACCGGAAGACUCCCUCAGCAAUUUCAUAUAUUUGAAAAUCAAAGGAGUCAACAAAAGAGAUUCGCGAUUGUGUCCGAGUAAAAACCGGAUUUUGGUAUACCCGGCCGGGAGGACUGAAGACGUCCGAAUUAUAUGUCCCUAUUAUGAAAACAUCGAUGAUGUUGUUGAGAUGUUUUCCGAGGGUUGGAAUCUGUACUCAUAUCGCAAGAUCCAAAAUAAGAACUCUCGGAGUUUUAUAAUUGAAUUUUUGCAACGAGAAAUUGGCAACUUUGCAGUGACUUGGAUGGAAAUCUCCAAAAACCCAGCUCUAACUCUACCCAGCACCAUGCUAAUGAUGAAUCCACCCGACUGCCCCCACAGUUGUCCGGAACUCGGGGCCUGCAUUAGCUCUGAUUUAUGGUGCGACGGUUUGCGCCACUGUCCCUCAGGCAACGACGAACAAGAAUCUAACUGUUCGAUCCACGCCGGUUUUCCUAUAUCAUAUCUGAACUCUGUGGCCCUUUGUGCUCUAGUUCUAGUAGUAACAACUACUGUAAUAAUUCUAAGUUUCUAUUUCUUCAAGUAUUGGAGACGCGAACAAAAAAACGUUAUUGUAUCAGUAACUGAACACACCUUCCUAGAAUUUAAGAGUGGUUUGUGUUAAGAAGAGUUAAAACUUCAAAUGACUGACAAUAUAUCUGUUGUAAUAAAUGUAUAAAGUUUUUAUGGUGAAUAAAAUCAACAAACU